GUCAGCCUGUUGCUCAUGAUCAUCAAGCAUACUCCUCGUACUCCACGGGCAGAGACGGAGCUGAGUCAAAGCAGGCAGGAGCGGCAGAAAAAACACAUUUCAUAUUUUUUCCCUCAUGUGCGUUCUCGUCUGAGCGCUUGGAGCAAAACUGACUUGAGGGGAAGUGAUCCAGGAGUUCACAGUGACCGUGUGAUGGUGGCAGGUUGAACCUCAGGGAUGUGAGCAGACCAGUAAAGAUGACCCUGUUGGCGGGUGAUGGCUCCGACUAUGACUACAGUGCCCUGAGCUGUGCGUCUGACACCUCCCUGAACGUGCCUCCCCUACAAGAGGAGGAGGCCCAGAAAGGAGUUUUCUACAAGCGGGCGCACCGUGCCCCUGAGCUCAGCACCAUCGAUGACGAUGACACACUUCUGUCCAGCGCCCGUAAGCUUCACGCCAUCAUCAACGUGGGCGGCAUGCGGUACCAGCUGCCUUGGACCACCUUGGAGGACUUCCCCCUGUCCCGCCUGGGCCAGCUGCACCUCUGCAGCAGCUUCGACGAGAUCAUGAGCAUCUGCGACGACUACGAUGUCAUGCACAACGAGUUCUUCUUCGACCGCAGCCCGUGCGCCUUCAGGACCAUCCUGACCUUCCUGCGGGCGGGGAAGCUGCGCUCCCUCCGGGAGAUGUGCGCCCUCUCGUUCAGGGAGGAGCUGCUCUACUGGGGCGUCCCCGAGGAGAGCCUGGAGUGGUGCUGCCGCCGGCGCCUGCUGCAGCGCGUGGAGGAUUUCGAGGCGAUGGAGAGGGCGGAGGAGGAGGAGGACCUGCUGGAGGAGGAGGACAGCGGCGACAAGGAGCACGCGGCGGAGUCCAGGCUCAGUCAGUGCAUGGGCAAGCUGAGAGACAUGGUGGAGAGGCCGCACUCGGGCCUGCCGGGGAAGAUCUUUGCCUGUCUGUCGGUGCUGUUUGUCACCAUCACCGCCGUCAACCUGUCCAUCAGCACCAUGCCUGCCAUGAGGGAGGAGGAAGAGGCGGGCACGUGUUCCCAGAUGUGCUACAACAUCUUCAUCGUGGAGACGGUGUGCGUGGCCUGGUUCUCCCUGGAGUUCACCCUGCGCUUCAUCCAGGACCGCAGCAAGCUGACCUUCCUCCGGCAGCCGCUCAACAUGAUCGACGUGGUGGCCAUCCUGCCGUACUACAUCACCCUGCUGGUCGACAGCACCUCCAAAGGGGAGAAGCGCCUCGGCUCGGGCAACAGCUACUUGGACAAAGUGGGCCUGGUGCUGCGCGUGCUCAGGGCCCUGCGCAUCCUCUACGUGAUGCGCCUGGCUCGACACUCGCUGGGCCUGCAGACUUUAGGCCUGACCGCACGCCGCUGCACGCGAGAGUUCGGACUGCUCCUCCUCUUCCUCUGCGUGGCCAUCGCCCUGUACUCCCCGCUGCUUUACUUGAUAGAGAACGAAAUGGCCGCCACGCAGGAGUUCACCAGCAUCCCUGCAACAUACUGGUGGGCUGUCAUCACCAUGACAACGGUGGGCUACGGGGACAUGGUGCCCAGGAGCAUCCCCGGGCAGGUGGUGGCUCUGAGCAGCAUCCUGAGCGGGAUCCUCCUCAUGGCCUUCCCCGUCACCUCCAUCUUCCACACCUUCUCGCGCUCCUACGUGGAGCUGAAGCAGGAGCAGCAGCGGCUGCUGCAGAGGAGGACUCACUUCCUGCUGCGCAGCCGCAUGGCCGGCCUGGGCAGCGACCUCUCCUUAGACAGCGACAUGCUCUUCCCUAUAGGCACGUCUGACACCAGACACUUGGAUAACUGAGACUGAUGGGAGUGUGAAGGACAUUUUUACUGGGCGUGGGACAGAAAAGAAAGAGACUAUGAAGGGAGAGAAACCCAAGAAAGGAAAAUGAUUUGAGAUAAAAAAACAGGGGUUAAGAAGAGGCAGCAUGGAGAGACGAGGGAGAGAGAAGUCUCUAUAAACAAAAUACAGAGGAGAGAAUGGAUAGUUCUUCUUCCCAGAAAUGCAGCCUUGCAGUGUAGCAGUGACCUCUGAAUAAAACUGAACAAACACAGAGAGGAGAAACAGAUCAGAGGAUAAAGAAUAAAGAAAAUGAACUAAAAUAGGUUCAUGUUUCUAAGUAAAAAAAAAUCAAACAUAAGCCCAGUUAAUAAAUGAAAAAACACAAACCUCAUUUAGAAUGCAUUACAAUGAACUACAGUAUUAUGACAGUCAUGUAUUAAAUACAUUGUUAAUCAAACAUGUGAAAUAUAUUAUUUUACAGAAGAAGAGGAGUAAAUACUUCUUUACUCUGGAUGUUUGAAUUUGUUAAAGUCAUGAAUUCCUGAGAUUUGACCAGUGUCGCUAAACGGUUCUGUCAAAUUAAAGACGUUAAAUGGAAUUUCCAUCGAGGCUAAAGCGUGACCCCUAAGUCCACUGAUUGUUUCCUGACUGUGCAAACCCUGAAAAAUAUGUCACACAAAUUAAUUAUGAUGUAUUAUAAUUCGUCCUUCCCUUACUCCUCGAGGUUCCAUAUGCAAUUUGGUUGUUGAAGAUAGCAUUAUUGUUCUUGUAAUUACUGCUGUCGCUGUCCAUAGCUGUUGAUAAUGAUUAUUGCUCUCCUUAAAGUGGAUUUAAAAACUCAAAUCUGUGUGCUCCAUUGUCUCUUCACUCGUACUCACUUUAAAACUUUGUGAUUGGUUUUGCAGUGUAGGCAUAAAACUGAAGUCCACACAUGGGCAGAAAAGUCAAACACAAGGACAAGCGGGCACAUGUGGGGUCAAACCCAAGCAGCAACCUCAAAACUGAAAAAUGAAGCUAAUGCAGAAGUGCAAAAAUCC
This is a messenger RNA of Labrus bergylta (ballan wrasse), 2812 nucleotides long. It is a transcript of the gene kcng1, whose product is annotated as potassium voltage-gated channel, subfamily G, member 1. Lineage: Eukaryota; Metazoa; Chordata; Actinopteri; Labriformes; Labridae. Gene Ontology annotation, molecular function: delayed rectifier potassium channel activity. Gene Ontology annotation, biological process: protein homooligomerization; regulation of delayed rectifier potassium channel activity; potassium ion transmembrane transport. The record is from RefSeq and is a predicted model, not a curated record. Gene Ontology annotation, cellular component: voltage-gated potassium channel complex; membrane.